UUGGUUUCAAACCGUGGCUUAAUGUCAAAAGCGUAGCUUUUGACAUUGAGCCAUGGUACAAAGCCGUGUUUUUUAUUUUAAGCUAUGGUUCAAAGCUAUACUUUGACUUAAAUCUAGUUGGUUUCAAACCGUGGCUUAAUGUAGCUUUUGACAUUGGGACAUGGUGCAAAGCUGUGUUUUGA
Messenger RNA from Racocetra persica, 182 nucleotides. The record is from the annotation of a GenBank genome assembly. Lineage: Eukaryota; Fungi; Glomeromycota; Glomeromycetes; Diversisporales; Gigasporaceae.